CUCCGUCGCCUUCAGUAGUAUCCAAAUUCACGCAUUUCGACAGUUUAUUUUGUGGAGAGAGAGUCUCUCAGUUGUGGCGCAAUCAACAGAAAACGAUACCACCAAAAUAAUAGCUAUAAACACCAUAAACCACCCCGUCGCGGUAAAUACUAGUCACUCGUAACGCAUCAACAACCACCCACCCACUCGCAAAGCGUUUCCUAUCUUUUGCAUUUUGCAGUGUUCUUUGAAAAACAAAUACGUGCAGUAUCAAAAAUAUUUUCUCAAUCAUUUUUAUUGUGCAUGCAGAACCGGUAUCUGCUUUAAAAAUAAAAGUGCAAAUAGCCAAAAGGCCCAGAAGACGUCCCAAUAGAGUUGAUGAAAAACGCGCUAAAACCGCAAAUAAAUCAGUAAUCUUCCGCGCCGAUCUCAAGAACAGCAGCACGGCCUGUCAGCGUUAUUAGUUACCUCAAUUUGAUUACUUUAAACUUUUGUUUUUUUAUGUGAAUAUCCGGCUUGGCAUCCCGAUCAAGGCAUUGCUGCGAAUUAGAGCAAGCGAAAGAGUGCAUAUUUCUUCCUUUUGUUCCAAGACUGGUUAGUAUCUAGUUUCGCAUAGGCAGUUCCAAAAGCCGGCGAUAUGAGCCAGAUCCCGGAUACUUCAUUCAUACCGGAUCUUCCAAAAGGACCACUGUGUAGAUAUCGCAAUCGCGCCAAAUUCGAUUGGAAGCAGCUUAAAUUGAUAUUUGAAAGAGAACAGGAUUUGCGAAUAAAGUAUAAAGUAUGGAAAAUCCUAGAGAGCGAUCCACUUUUUUCGAAGCCCAAGACUACACUGCCUGCCGAUGAGCAGAAGCACCUCUGUGCUAUGCAAGUAAAUCGUAUGCCACAUCUAGAUCUCAUCCCGAAAGAGAUCGAACAGAAGAGUUUCGGUGAGAAGACCAAAUAUUUGAUGAGCAUAAAUGAGGCUUUACACACAUACUGUCCGAGUUUGUCGGUAAAAAUCGCCUUGGGUGUAGGACUCUUCAACAAUGCAAUGCGUGCUAUGGGUACCGAACGCCAUAAGAAGUAUUACGAUGCGGCUUGGAAUCGUGAGCUGAUAACAUGUUUGGCUAUUACCGAGUUGGCGCAUGGUAGCAAUACGAAGAACAUACGCACAACUGCUACAUACGAUCCCAGCACACAGGAAUUCAUUAUCAAUACACCAGACUUUGAGGCGGCGAAAUGCUGGGUUGGUAAUUUGGGCAAAACAGCAACCAUCGCUAUGACAUUUGCCAAUUUAUAUACGGCGGAUGGUGAAAACCAUGGACUGCACGGCUUUCUGAUUCCAAUACGCGAUCCGAAUACCUUGCAAGCAUAUCCAGGCGUUUUGGUUGGAGAUAUUGGCGAAAAGAUUGGUCUAAAUGGCAUAGAUAAUGGUUUUGUAAUGUUUUCGAAUUACCGCAUACCACGCGAAAAUCUGCUCAACCGCACUGGUGACGUGACACCUGAGGGAGUGUACGAAAGCGUUUUUUCUGAGCCCGGCAAAGUGCUGGGUGCUGCCUUGGAAUCCUUUUCUGCGGGUCGUAUUGGAAUCAUGCAGGAAUCAGCGAAUACGCUUGCAAGCGCGGCAGUGAUUGCAGUGCGAUAUGCCGCACUGAGAAAGCAGUUUGGGCCUGAAAAAGAUGGACCAGAAGUGGCGAUCAUAGAAUAUCAGCUUCAACAAUGGCGAAUAUUCCCCUAUCUUGCGGCUGCUGGUGUACUGAAAGUUGCUGUGACGGAGUUGACCGAUAUUUACCUCGAAAUUAUUGAAAGGUCGCAGAAGGAUUCGAACGGAUUUGAGUUGUUGACCCAAAUUGUUUCCGAAAUUCACGCUGUUAUUUCCUCUUCGAAACCACUGAUGACAUGGACAGCGAGAGAUGCAAUUCAGGAAGCGCGAGAAGCUUGUGGAGGUCAUGGCUAUUUGAAAGCCUCCAAGCUGGGCGAUCUGCGCAACGAUCACGAUCCGAGUGUCACCUACGAAGGCGAUAACAACGUGCUCGGCCAACAAGCUUCCAACUGGCUUCUGCGUCAAUGGAACGGCACCAUUGAAAGCCCAGUGGGCACUGCAAAUUUCUUAAAAAAUCGAGGCGACAUUCUCCAAAACACCUACGAGAAUAUCUUGCGUGAAAGUCCAAUCGAAUCUAUGGAUUUUGUCCUUCAUUGCUAUGAAUGGAUGCUAUGCUACCUAGUGGAUAAGACGUCAAAACGCGUGGCCCAGGAUAUAAAAGCGGGCGCACACCGCUUCGAUGCGCGCAACAAUUCGCAGGUUUAUGGUGCGCGGGACUUGUCGUUGGCCUAUGCCGAAUACUUUGCCUUGAGUCGUUUUAGGCAACGUUUUCGUCGAUUGAACGUUAACACCGAACUAUCACAGGUGCUAGAACUCCUUUUCGCCGUCUACUCCAUGUGGUGUAUUGAUCGUCACAUGACCACGUUCUACGUGGGGGGAUUUGCAAAAUCGGCAUCUUUUGCAGAAGCGGUACGUGCACGUUUGCUUUCUAAAUGUAGCGAACUCAAGGAAUCGGCAGUAUCGGUGGCGGACGCUUUGGCACCACCCGAUUUCGCAUUGAAUUCGGUCAUUGCCAAAUCCGAUGGACUUUUGUACGAGAAUCUACAAAGUGAAUUUAUGACCAAUAAGGGCGCAUUUGAGCGGCCUUCUUGGUGGAAAGAUAUUAUUAUUCCUCAAGUGAAGUCGAAGCUUUAAAAGAACUCUCGAAUGGGGAUAAGCAAAUACAUACUAAAUAUACGAGUAUAUUGCAUUUUCCUAGUGUAGAUCCUUUUUACGAAACAAGUAACUGUACUGUAUUGCAAUGUAAUGUGUGCGUGAAUCUACGAGGUGAUUGUGUCUGUGUAGAAACUAUUGUAAAACUGAUAAUAAUAAUUAUAGUGAUGUCUAUGAUAACGGUACGUGCUAAUAUUUUUGUGGCUUCACAUUUUUACAUAUGGAAUCGAUUUGAUAUGAGAAUUUACCAAGUAAAUAAAUAUGUAUGUCACUCAUAGUGCAUAAGCAUACAAUUAUGUACAUAUAUUUAUCUAAUUAAAUUUACAUUACCGCUGAUGUAUUUCGUAAAACAAUUUUUGUAACAAAUCUGUGUUGGAAUUGUUAUUACCGUUAGUGAAUGCGGCUGAAAAAUACGUAUUCUGUAUCUGUUAAACCUUUAAAUCCAUUAAAGAUUU
Anastrepha ludens (Mexican fruit fly) is the source of this 3168-nucleotide messenger RNA. RefSeq names its product peroxisomal acyl-coenzyme A oxidase 3. Gene Ontology annotation, cellular component: peroxisome. Gene Ontology annotation, biological process: fatty acid beta-oxidation using acyl-CoA oxidase; lipid homeostasis. The record is from RefSeq and is a predicted model, not a curated record. The transcript has 6 exons. Lineage: Eukaryota; Metazoa; Arthropoda; Insecta; Diptera; Tephritidae. The coding region runs from base 617 to 2695 and encodes 692 amino acids. Gene Ontology annotation, molecular function: FAD binding; fatty acid binding; pristanoyl-CoA oxidase activity.